Molecule: messenger RNA, 1338 nt
Organism: Daphnia carinata
Lineage: Eukaryota; Metazoa; Arthropoda; Branchiopoda; Diplostraca; Daphniidae
Product: probable glutamate receptor
Exons: 9
Coding region: 1-1338 (445 amino acids)
Cellular component (GO): membrane
Molecular function (GO): glutamate-gated receptor activity
Source: RefSeq, a predicted model, not a curated record
AUGAGGACCGUUCUUUGGAUUGGCCUUGUAAUUAUGUCAGUUGUUCCGUGCUCCUGCCGCAAAAUCAAUAACCAUCUCCGCAUCGCAUCUUUUUUCAAUCCUCUCGCUAACAUAUCUGGCGUGUCCGUCAAUAAAAUCGGAAUGAUUGAAUAUUACCUGCUCGACAUACUCUCGCAAUACCUGAACUUCACGUAUGAGAUUUACGUUCCUCCGGAUGUUCCGCAAUUGGGAUCACCUGACGAAACCAAGGGCAAUGGCUCCUGGACGGGAGUGCUGGGCCAACUUGUGCGCGACGAAGUGGACAUGUCCAUUUCAUUUGGUCCAUCGUUUCAUUCCAGGCAUUUGGUUGUUGACGUUAGCGUACCAAUUAUCCUUGAUGACAUAUCGAUUGUAGUUCCCUAUCCGCAGCAAGAUACCAAUGCAGCAGCUUACCUUUAUGCUUUCGAUCUUGCGACAUGGAUCACGAUGAUCCUAUCGUUUUCGACCGGAUGUUUAGCAAUUUGGAUUGUGGCUCUCGUCCAAAAAAAAGGCGAACGGGACCUACCAACAAUACUGAUGUUUAUCAUAGCAGUUAGCUUGGGACAAGGAGGAUAUUUGAGACAAUACUCACAAUAUUCAUCGCCUUCACGCUUGAUCCAAGGCUCUGUCCUUCUCGCGUUGCUGGUGGUGUCUUACUCGUUCUGCGGGAUCGUUACAUCAAUGAUAACCAGUCCUAGAUAUGAAUUCGUCGUUCGUUCUAUCGAAGACGUGGUGGAAAAGGAAAACAUUCAGCCACUCAUCAUUAAAGAAUCGAGCACACAGGCCGAAUUUGAGGAUUCGAGUUACCCAAUAUUUCAAAAGGUAUAUAAUCGUAUAAAUAAUAAUCCGAUGCUACUCAUUCCAUCAUCGAGUGAAUUCGUCGAUGUCUUGUUAAGCAAUCCAAACAAUGUUAUAAUCAUGUCUAAUCUUUUAGCGGAUUCUGAAAUACAAAAGGACUUCAAGAGACACAGAGUAUGUCGCGCCACUAUCCUCCCGAAAAUUGUGAACGACAGAACAAACUGUUUGUUCCUCCAAAAAGAUAGUCCCUACACUGCCGCGAUUGAUCGACUAUUGCUGUUGUUAAGGCAGGCCGGCCUGUCAGACUAUUUGGACAACAGUUACGAUACGUUCGCUUCUAGGUGUUAUAUUAACGAACGCAAAUUGAGAAGCAGCAAACGGGAUCGUUCAACGUCCCCAUUGACUCUUUACGAUCUCCGCGGUAUUUUCCGCACGUUUGCCUAUCUGUUUCUUUGCUGUUUUGUUGCGUUUAUAUGCGAGCUGAUCGUUGGCAAAUGCCAGUUCCCUUGUUGGAGUGUUUGA